This is a messenger RNA of Cicer arietinum (chickpea), 1188 nucleotides long. RefSeq lists its product as uncharacterized. NCBI's taxonomy places the organism in Eukaryota, Viridiplantae, Streptophyta, Magnoliopsida, Fabales, Fabaceae. The record is from RefSeq and is a predicted model, not a curated record.
AAAGAGUAUGUGUAUAUUUUUUAAACUAAUUUAAUAUUUAAUAAAUAGAAUAUUUUUUGAAAAAAUAAAAGAAUAGUUAUUGGUAAAAUUAUUUUGAAAAAACUAGAAAAUAAAACAAAGUAAAAGUAAUUUAUUUUUUGUUAUUAAAAAGAAUAUUUAAUAUUAGCGUUGAAGUGAAAUAUAUAUAGAUAGAGAAUUUGUUGUGAUUGAAUAGAGAAGGGAAAUUCCAGGUGAAAUAAAUCAAGAAUGUGUAGUGUGGUACUAAAGAACAGAUACUGGGUUGUGAGACAUGGCAAGAGCAUUCCCAACGAGCGAGGACUCAUUGUUUCGUCGAUGGAAAAUGGGAUGCGCCCUGAAUUCGAAUUGGCACCCGAUGGCGUAAAUCAAGCUCAAGUCGCUGCAAAUUCAUUCGAAAAGGAACUAGAGGCUAAUAAUAUAGCAGUUGGUGAUGUGCGCAUUUGCUACUCUCCUUUUUCAAGAACAAAGCACACCGCUGAAGUUGUUGCAUCUGUAUUGAACAUUCCUUUUGAUGGCCCUCAGUGUAAGGUUAUCCUAGAUCUUCGAGAGCGCUUCUUUGGUCCUUCCUUUGAACUUCUCUCUCACGAUAAAUAUGCAGAUAUUUGGGAAAUGGAUGAGAUUGAUCCUCUUUUAGGUCCAGAAGGAGGGGAAAGUGUUAAGGAUGUUGCCGCCAGACUCUCAAAAGCAAUGGCCAUUAUGGAAUCAGAAUUCCAAGGAUGUGCAAUUUUGGUUGUAAGCCAUGGGGAUCCCCUACAAAUCUUGCAAACAAUUCUGCUUGCAGCUAAUAAUAAACACAAGGAUCUUGCUUCUCAUGACUUAGCUUCAAUGUUAGAGGCAGUUCAGGUGGCACCCAUCUUGUCCCAGCACCGCCAAUACGCACUGCAAACUGGACAGCUCAGGGGACUCAUUUAAGGUCUACCAUCAUAAACCCAAAUUAAACUUUUUCCAGUAUUUAUCAAAUAUUUUGUUUAUGAACAAGGUGGCUGUUAACAAGCUGCCAAAAGAUAUUUCUACAAAUUUGAAGAUUCAUUAUUAUAUUGCAUAGGAACAUGACAUCCUGAAUUUGUAACACAUUAUUCCUCACAGAUUACACUUAGUACUAGGACCACAAAAUGUUAUUGUGAACCUAAGAACUAAAAAUGAUUUGAGUGAAGCUUAGUUAUUGCUUCA